Molecule: messenger RNA, 1365 nt
Organism: Temnothorax curvispinosus
Lineage: Eukaryota; Metazoa; Arthropoda; Insecta; Hymenoptera; Formicidae
Exons: 1
Coding region: 1-1365 (454 amino acids)
Biological process (GO): DNA integration
Molecular function (GO): nucleic acid binding
Source: RefSeq, a predicted model, not a curated record
AUGUCGCACGCGUUGGGCGUUGUGUGCAAAGCAGUGCAAAGAAGCUCAUUUCCCGACAAGUACAGAGCGCUGACCAAAGGGGACUCGGUUAGCGCGUCCAGCAAGAUACUUUCCCUGUCUCCCUUCAUAGACGAAACCGGGCUAAUCCGGGUGGGGGGUAGAUUAAAGAAUUCUGAGUUAAAAUUCGACGCGUGCCACCCCAUAUUACUACCUCGCGAUCAUGAGCUCACAAAACGUACGAUAAGACGAGAACACGUGCGUAACAUGCAUGCUGGCACUCAGGCAACUAUGGCCGCAGUCAGGCAGAGAUUCUGGCCUUUGUCGCUGCGCUCAACCGCGCGAAAAAUUAUCCGAAACUGCGUAACAUGCUUCAGAGCUAAACCGAGCCAAUCAGAAGCUAUAAUGGGCUCGUUGCCUUCUACUCGCGUUACCGUUUCAAGGCCAUUCUCGCAUUGUGGUGUCGAUUAUGCCGGACCCGUCAUGGUAAAGGAGGGCAAGCGACGUAAUGCCCGCUUUCACAAGGCGUACAUCGCUAUCUUUGUGUGUUUCUCCACGAAAGCCGUACAUAUCGAAUUAGUAAGUGAUCUCACAUCGGAAAGCUUCUUUAGCGCACUCCGGCGUUUCAUGUCCCGAAGAGGCAAACCCGCUUGCAUAUAUUCCGACAAUGGGACCACGUUUGUAGGGGCGCAUAAGCAGAUCAAAGAGUUCUACGACUUAAUUAACGAUAAUCAGGUUCGAGACGAUAUAAACCAGUUUGUUCGCGAGCAGGAAACUUCUUGGUCCUUUAUCCCGCCUAACGCGCCGCACUUCGGCGGUCUAUGGGAAGCCGCAGUAAAGUCGGCCAAGUAUCACAUGACUCGAAUUAUAGGCCAAGCGCAUUUAACAUUCGAAGAAAUGCAGACGGUACUCUGCGAAGUGGAAGCAAUCCUGAACUCGCGACCACUCACGCAACUGAGCGCCGAUCCAAAUGAUCUCGCGUAUCUCAGUCCCGGUCAUUUUCUUGUCGGUACAGCCUUGAAUAGUUUCCCUUGUCACGACUUACAAGACAUUAACAAAAAUCGGCUUACGCGCUGGCAAAGAGUAGAGCAAAUAAGACAACAUUUUUGGCAUAGAUGGAGCACUGAGUACCUUAAUUCUUUGCAAGAACGAACCAAAUGGAAGGCCAACAAGGGCGUACAGUUAAAACCCGAGCAAUUAGUGCUCAUAAAACAGCAAGGCCUAGCUCCUUUGCAGUGGCUGUUGGGGCGAGUUCAGAAUGUUCACACCGGAGCCGACGGCGUCACGAGGGUUGCCACCGUCCGAACAGCGAAAGGUGACUUCACAAGACCUCUUUCUAAGCUCGCGGUGUUACCCAUAGACACUUAA